Molecule: messenger RNA, 2433 nt
Organism: Anopheles marshallii
Lineage: Eukaryota; Metazoa; Arthropoda; Insecta; Diptera; Culicidae
Gene: Plap
Product: phospholipase A-2-activating protein
Exons: 3
Coding region: 1-2433 (810 amino acids)
Biological process (GO): ubiquitin recycling; proteasome-mediated ubiquitin-dependent protein catabolic process
Cellular component (GO): nucleus; cytoplasm
Molecular function (GO): ubiquitin binding
Source: RefSeq, a predicted model, not a curated record
AUGGUUAAAAUAGAAGACUUCAAGCUGUCGUGUGAAUUGGUUGGCCAUAAGCUAGACGUUCGCGCCGUAGCGGAAGGUACGGGCUUUGUUGUGUCUGGUUCGCGUGAUACAACGGCUAAGGUUUGGGAAUCGUUCGGCAAUCGUUACGAGGACAAGGAAACGUUCAAGAACCACACCAAUUAUGUCGGUGCGGUGCUGGUGGUGGAAUCGAAUGGAUGGAUCUGUACGGGCAGUAACGAUGCGACGAUUUGCAUUUUUCCAUUUCCCGGCAGUGGUUCAACCGAACCGAUCGGUGUACUGAAGGGUCACACCUCCACCGUUUGUGCACUGGCAGCGGGUCACAAUGCCACAGCGCUGAUCUCGGGCAGUUGGGAUAAAACGGCCAAAAUAUGGACCAAUGCGCCCGGUUCAAACGCAAACAUUACGUUGGUCGGGCACGAGGCAGCGGUGUGGGCGGUGGCCUGUCUACCGAACGGCCGAUACGUGUCCGGUUCGGCGGACAAAAACAUCUUCGUGUGGAACGAGCGGGGCGAGAAGCUGGUGGUACUGAAGGGUCACAAGGAUUGUGUGCGCGGCCUGUGCCCGUUACCAAUGGGUGGAUUUUUAAGCUGCUCGAAUGAUGCCACCAUCCGGCACUGGAACGAUACGUACGAGUGUGUGAAAGAGUUCCAUGGACACAGUAACUACAUUUACAGCAUCGGACGAUCGGAUGCUUGGGGCGAGGAGGUGUUCAUUACCGGAGGAGAGGACAGCACCAUACGUAUGUGGCAUCUGCGGGAAGGCGCUCUCGGUGAUGCGCUUCAAAUGCCAGCCCAAUCGGUGUGGGCCGUUGCGGGACUACGGAAUGGAGACAUUGUUGCCGGUACGAGCGAUGCGAUCGUGCGUGUGUUUACGCAAAACCAAGAACGCACCGCACCUGAGGAAUCGUUGGCCGCGUAUCGCGUAGCGGUCGAGGUUCGCCAGUCCGAAUCGGCCAAACAGUUGGGUGGAAUGAAUGUAAACGAUUUGCCCGGUCCCGAAUCGUUACUCUCGGAAGGGCGCGAUGGACAGACGCGUAUCGUGCGACACCCGAACGGAAAGAUACUCUGCUAUCAGUGGACCGGCGGAAAGUGGGAUUGCGUCGGCGAUGUUAUGGGUGCUAGCGAUGGAGAUACGGGAAAGCAGCUGUACGAAGGGCGCGAGUACGAUUACGUGUUUUCGGUAAAUCUGUCGGACGAUGCGCCCAACCUGAAGCUGCCGUACAAUCGCGGCGAGGAUCCAUGGUUUGUGGCGCAACGGUUCAUCCACAAGCACAACCUGCCCCAAGCGUACCUCGACCAGGUGGCUAAUUUUAUCGUGACAAACUCCGACAGUGCACCGGUGGCAAGUGCGGCCGCGAAUAGUUACUACGAUCCGUUCACGGGUGGUUCACGUUACGUACCCGGUUCGUCCGGUGGUCAGUUUCAACCAUCCUCGGCCAAUACAGAUCCGUUUACGGGUGCGUCGAGCUACACGACACAAACGCCGAAUGUGGCUAUGGCGCCAAAUGCGGGAAGUGGUGGAGCGGCCAAUGGAAGCGGUGGCAAUUUGGAUCCGUUUACCGGCGGAUCAAGCUAUACAACCGGAUCGACUGAGGUAAAGAAAAGCAACACACACUUUCCACACCGGCAUUACAUCUUACUGGAGAAUGCUGAUCUGUCCAAAGUGCUCAUUAAGCUGAAAGAACUGAACGGUGUUAUCGAGGAUCAAAGCCUCCGGAUGUCGGACGAAACGCUGAACGAUAUUGUGCGGUACACGGGCGAAGUAAUGACGUGCGGGGAACAGAAUUCGGCCUGUCUGACGGCACUGAAGUUCCUGUACACGACCUGGCCGACGGAGAAACUGUUCCCGAUCAUGGACAUUACGCGACUGAUCGUGCGUGAACCGCGCGCCUGCCAGGAACUGUUUGAGGACGCCUCCUUCAUGGAAACGUUCCUGCAGCACACGAACCACCUGCCAGCGAAUCAACUGAUGUCGGCACGGUGCUUCACAAACAUGUUAGCCCACCAGCCUGGCCGCAAUGUGGUGGUGGAAAACAUUCGCGCGAUCGUCGAUCGGUUCGGUUCGGUGCGUGGCGGAUGCAGUGCGAAUUUGCAGAUUGCAUUGGCCAGCUUCUAUCUGAACCUAACGAUGACACAGCUGGAUAAGGUUUCGUCGGUGGACUUUUGCAAGGUGCUUGCCGGCACGACCGGUGAGCUGCUGUGUUUGGUAACGGAUAACGAAGCGACGUACCGUGGCUAUCAGGCGCUGGGCAAUUUGUUGAGCCUUGCCGGCCCGGGCAUGGGAGUGAUUGCAGAUACGCUCAAAGCAAACAGUGUCCUGACGGACAAAAUACUGUUCAACAUUAGCAGCGAGGUGCCGAAUUUUGUAAAGUUAAACGAAUGUGCAAGCUACCUAUACGAGCUGUUGGUGUGA